CGUACUCUGUAGAAAGUUAACGUGCAUCUAUGGCUAAUAGACAUCCUUAAAAUCCUGAAUAUUCAAAUUCUCCUUUUCCGCCAGUUACCUUGAAAUAAUAGCUAUUCUACCCCUAUCCACUUCUUAGCAGAAUUCCUAGAUUAGUAGACCAGCCGACAUGUCAUCGGAUUCAGAUUCACCUUCAUUAUUUGAGGUGGAUUAUGGUCCCCGUCUACUUCGCAUAUUGACCCCUGUCUCGGUGAUUGUAACCUUUGCCGUUGGUCUUCGUAUUAUUAUGAGGAUAUACCGUACUUCUGGCAUCGGAAUUGAUGACUGGCUGAGUAUAGUUUCUCUCGUAUUUUCGUGGGCGCAGUACGCUCUUGUCGUUCUACUCGUCAAGAUCGGUGAAAUGGGAAGAUCAAUUAACUGGAACGAACCUCAGGGAAUUAUAGACCUCAAGGUGAUUUUUGCCAGCCGAUGGAUCUAUGCGACGACUAUCCUGACUACCAAACUCAGCAUCCUGAUGAUGUACAGGCGUAUCUUCCCGGUGCGGUUGAUGAAGAUAGGGUAUCUUGUCUUGGGCUCUAUUACUAUAGUGUGGUGGGCCGUUUAUGUCCUUGUCGAGACCUUUCAGUGCACUCCUGUUAAGAAGCUAUUCGACCCUGAAAUGAACGGCUACUGUAUUCCUCUCUGCAACUUUCUGUUAGGGAUUGUGAUUCCCAAUAUUGUCACCGACAUCGCCAUCCUAUGCCUACCCAUCUACGAGAUCAUGAACUUACACCUCACGCGUAGUCAGCGUGCCACUUUGUCCGUUAUUUUUCUGCUUGGAACAGGUGCAAUUGUUGCAAGUGGGAUCCGAUUACGAUACCAAAUCCAGUUGGCUUAUGGAACAUCUACAGACUUUACUUUGGUAAAUGUUAACUUUAUCCUAUGGACCACCUUAGAGCCCGACCUAGCGAUUAUUUGCGGCUGCCUUCCCGUGCUUGGACCGCUGUUUAAUAGCUUGCUUAGAAUGCGCCCUUUCACAUGGAUUCGCCAGUCCUUGGGUCGUGACUACGAUAAUGUCGAGGGAGAUAAAACGCCAGUUACUAUACGUGCACUUCGGAGCAUAGGCGGCACGUCGAUGCAUAGGGGCAAAAUAGGAAAAGGUAACAAAAGCCAGGACUUUAGAAUAUCGCACGGCUCUAUAAGACCAUUUAGGAAUCUCGAAGAUGAUUCAGAUAGUGUUGAAGUAAAUAGCCACGGACAUAGCAGGGAAGCUAAUCGAGGAACAUUCGGUCUGUGGCCCCAAGGAUAUGCCGCCGAGUGUUGUGCCGUGGUGAGAAAGACUGGGGGUGAUGGGGUCGAUGAAGUCCCGCUUGGAGUUAUCACGGUCGAGACUGUGGUUGACUGGAGGGAAAACAGUUCUUCUUCUGACACCGUAUAGUUUUUUAGAACCUAGGAUGUAACAUUACAUCUGAUAUAUAAUACGAAUUAUAGUAGUUGCGCGGGUCGCAACUUGUCGGCUGCUUAAGGUGGUUGGUAGGUAUAAUUGAUGCUGAUAGUCAUAUGUAUUGAUAAUAAUAAGAGAAUUUGGCUAUCCG
This is a messenger RNA of Daldinia loculata, 1562 nucleotides long. RefSeq lists its product as uncharacterized. The record is from RefSeq and is a predicted model, not a curated record. The transcript is spliced from 4 exons. Lineage: Eukaryota; Fungi; Ascomycota; Sordariomycetes; Xylariales; Hypoxylaceae. Bases 158 to 1405 code for a protein of 415 amino acids.